GUGCAGGGCGAGCACAGCACCGGUGGAGCCCCGGUAGUUGCUGGAAAAGCCUUCGAAAUUUCUUGAGAUAAAAAUUCCCUAGCCGCUCCUGGUGACCUCUUCUUCGCAGGGCGACUGUGAACUGUAAGGGACUAAAACUAAUACCUGUUUCCAAGAUACCGAAAAAGGAGUGAAAUCCCCAGAGAGAAGUGGAUCAAAGCACUCGCUUUUACUGCGGCAGCCUCAGCAGAAAUGUCCCGGAGUGUGCAGCACAGACGGGGAGCAUGUGAUCCGACACUCGCUGCUGGUGAAUUUGUGAAUGGAGCCCCUGGACGAAAACACAGGCACUGCAGAGCUAACCUAGGCUAGGGCCGUUCUCGGUCGGGUCCCGCUGCUUUUCGGGGAGCUGCCUUUGCGAAGGGUGUUCCGGAGGAUCUGCGGGAGGAGGGGGAGAUGCUGCUGUGCACGUUCAGUGCAAAGCCCGUGGCUGUGAUAGGCUGAAGGGACAUGGGUACUCUGCCUAUAUAUGCUGGCAACUGCAUCCUCUCUGCUUUAUAGCUGUCACUGAGGAGCAAAGAAAGGCAGCGAGAAGGGCAGGGAGAAGCAAAAUCCUUAUCAGCUCGCUGUGUUUUUCUGAGAAUAAGCCCUAAGCUGUGAUAGCCAUGGAUGCUGCAGAAUUCCGCAGGAGAGGGAAGGAGAUGGUGGACUAUGUUGCAGAUUACCUGGAGAAGAUAGAGAAACGACAGGUAUUCCCAGAUGUGGAGCCAGGAUACCUACGGCCCCUCAUCGCAGACUGUGCGCCCCAGGAUCCUGAGAGCUUUGAGGAUGUCUUUAAAGACAUUGAGAAGAUCAUUAUGCCAGGGGUGACUCAUUGGCACAGUCCAUACUUUUUUGCCUACUUCCCUGCUGCCUCCUCCUUCCCAGCUCUUCUUGCAGAUAUGUUGUGUGGCGGAAUAGGAUGUGUGGGCUUCUCUUGGGCUGCAAGUCCAGCUUGCACAGAGCUGGAGACUGUCAUGCUGGAUUGGCUAGGGAAAAUGGUUAAUUUGCCUGAAGAGUUUUUAGCUGGGAAGGAUGGCCAAGGUGGAGGAGUCAUUCAGGGAAGUGCAAGCGAGGCCACCCUGAUUGCACUGCUUGCUGCAAGGACAAAGACUAUAAAACAGGUGCAGUCAGAGGAGCCUGAGCUGACAGAAGCAGAGAUCAUGGGCAGGCUGGUGGCUUAUGCUUCUGAUCAGGCUCAUUCAUCUGUGGAAAGGGCUGCACUAAUUGGUGCUGUGAAGAUUAAAAGUGUUCCUUCAGAUGAAACAUUUAGUGUUUGUGGUUCAGCCCUGAAGAAAGUUCUGGAUGAAGACAAAGCUGCUGGUCUUAUACCAUUCUUUUUCUGUGCAACACUUGGAACCACCCCUUGCUGCUCCUUUGACAAGCUGUUAGAACUGGGUCCUAUUUGUAAUAAGGAAAAUAUCUGGAUGCAUAUUGAUGCAGCCUAUGCGGGAAGUGCUUUUAUCUGCCCUGAAUUCAGGCAUCUUUUAAAUGGAGUGGAGUUUGCAGAUUCAUUUAACUUUAAUCCUCACAAAUGGCUCCUUGUGAAUUUUGACUGCUCUGCAAUGUGGGUGAAAAAAAGAUCAGAUUUAAUAGGAGCCUUUAAAUUAGAACCUCUUUACCUGCAGCAUCACCAUCAGGAGUCUGGUCUUGUAACAGAUUAUCGGCACUGGCAAAUCCCCCUGGGCAGGAGGUUCCGCUCGCUGAAGCUCUGGUUCGUGCUGAGGAUGUACGGGGUCAAGGGGCUGCAGGAGCACAUCCGCAAGCACAUCAGACUGUCGCAUCAAUUUGAGCACUUAGUCCUUCAGGAUGAGAGGUUUGAGAUCUGUGCUGAGGUUGUCCUGGGACUGGUCUGCUUCCGGCUGAAGGGCUCAAAUGAACUAAAUGAGGCACUUCUUAAAAGCAUAAAUGAUGCCAAGAAGAUCCAUCUGGUCCCAUGCCACCUGCGAGAGAAGUUUGUGCUACGUUUUGCUAUUUGUUCCCGCACAGUGGAAUCCACCCACAUCAAGUUUGCCUGGCAGCACAUCUCACAGCUGGCAACUGAUCUUCUGAAAACAUGGGGGCAAAACCACCACCAGCAGUAACAGCAGUGAAGUAUAAGUGGAGAUGAGGUAAUUAACUGGCUUUCUCUGUGUUGCCAAGUUUUAUUUUAGGUGCAGGUGGGAAAGUCAAACUAUGAAGGAGAAAAGUACAAAACCUGUUGUUAUAUAGCCCAGCUGCAGUAGCAAAAUCCUUGCCAGCAAGUUGAGUUGUAACCAUAGUCAUUCCUUCUCUGUACUGUAGUUUCAUCUUGCCUGUUUCCAGGAUGCACAUAGCCAAGGAGACUCGAGCUGUCAUUUCUUACCAGUUUGUAGUCAAGAGCAUUUGUUCAACCAAACAAUGGAAAUGGAAGGGUUGGUGCUCCCUCCAUUGUCCCUGUUCACCUCUAGCGUGCCCCCUUUCUUCACAGAUGAAACUAAGAGAUAUUAUAACAAAUUAAUUUAAUAUUACUAUGACUGCAGGAAGAACCCAAGUUGGGAAAGUUUAGUUCAGGUUCUAAAUAUGUUAAUAUCUGAAUAGGCAUGCACAAAUGCAGUUGCCAGGAUUUGGGGCACUAUCACGCCAUGAUACACUUGCUGCAGUAAUUUUGUAAAUGAACAAAGGACAAAGGACUUCAAGACUUCCUUCACUGCAUAACCAGACCUAUGGGAAUGAGCACUGACUGAUCAUCCUUCUGGCAGGUUCUCUAACUUCCCCUAAAUUGUUUGCUUUUAAAACAGCCAUUUUGUCAAAUUCCAGCAAAUAGGUUAUGCUGACUAUUGGUUCCCAGAUUGAUCAUUCAUAAUGACAUCCCUGAAAAGCUCCUCCUGAAGAGUUUUGUCAAAAGACACGUGCUACCUGGUAUUCUGUAUUUUUAAUCAAUUUAUUAUCAGCAGUGAUUACUUGAAAAUAGUCUGUAAGGUAUGUUCUGUGAAAUUGAGUUGUGAUUUGUUUUUAUGGCUACCAUUUUGAUUACUCCAUGGUGUGAUAAAUCUUUGACAAAAUGUGCUAAGAAAUGUGAUGUCAAAAAUGUUACUCUUAGUUUCUCAAAUUAGCUAAUAGAUGAGUAAACAAGUGACAAUAAAAAUAGGAAGUAAGAGAACAAACCCCCAAAAUCAGUUGUGGUGCCCCCAUCAGUGGUUUUCUUCUAUUAACAGUGAUGAAUGGAAAAUUAAGAUACUGGAACACGUCUUUCUGAGAAAGUCAUAUAUAUUGAAUAUAUAUAUUGAAUAGAUCAUAUAUAUUUGACACAAACCAUUGAUAUGUCAUGCUGUCAAAGACAGGCACAGUAAAGAGCUAAAAUGAAAGUUAGAAGUGAAAAUCAGAAAAAGUCAGAAAGUACUUUUGCCAUUUUAAAAACAUAAAUUACAGGGAGUUAUUUCUGUGUAAAUAAGAACAACAUAAGUAGUUGCUCCAAGAAAAAUAGUGUAGGAUUAAUUUCUACAUUUGCAUUUCAAUCUUCCUUUUAAUGCUCAUAUUAACUUCUAAAGCCUCUUGAGCAACGUGCACAAUCAUUCAGCUUUCUUCCUCUAUCUCUUUCAAGUACACUUCCUAUGGCUGGGAAGUUGCAAGCAGACCAAGGAACAUGGAUCAGUUAAUUUGGGACAUGGUCUUCUCCUACCUGUCUUUCCUAAUCUCUCACUUCUAGGGUGCAGACUGGGAAGGAUUACUAUUUCCAUAAGGAACUGAUUUCCCAGGUAACAGAUGAAGAAAGGGAUAACCAAUUAAUAUGGUAAAACGCAGUAAUAUUUGAGCAGGUGACUGACACAAGACAAGUACUGUCAGCUACAGUGUCAGAAAUUUUGAUAGCAUCAUUCUCUUCAGCAGAACCAAUAUGAAAUUUAGCUUUUCUGUGGUAGCACAAUGGAAUAGAUUGGUAGACUGAAGAGUGGAAGUUGUUGCCUUUCUCUGUUACUAUUUUUUUUUUAAACAACAUUAUUCAGAUCUCAUUACCUGGAAAACAGUGUUCAUCCAUAACACAUAUUUUCCACACUGAUACCAUUUUACAGCUUUUACAUUAUGAAAACUCUAAAAUCUUGGAGCUAAAGAAGAAUUACACCACCUCUGUGAGACAGACCAAUAUUUUGUAUGUGAAAUAUAUAACCAGGUCUUUCCAGAAAAAAAAAAAGAAAACGAGAGAGAGAUCAAAUCUGGAUCAAAGCUAUCACAGAGUAAAUCCAGGAUAAUUCCACUGAAAUUAAAUGGAGCUACUUUGGACUUAGGUGACUAUAAUUGAAAUUAAAAAUCUGACUAAUAAGUAUUGGAAAAGAAAGGCAAAAGGUAAGGCACCACUGAACUGAACAUAAGAAGAUUCUGCUGGAAAUCUGCUCCAUGGAAACCAGAGCAGAGAUGAAUGAUGCCUGCCUCAAACUGCUGUAAAACUGGGAUGCAGGCAGGAUGCACACCCAAACCUAGGAGAGGUGAAAUGUGCCCAACAGCCCAGAAUUAGAUCCCUUUAGACAGUUGUGGGAAAAUACUGCCAAAACUGACGUUCAGUUAAAUAUUUUUCAGUAUCUGGAUAUCAGUUUUAGAAGUGGCUGUUGUCCAGAUACAAAAACUCCUGCUGGCAAAGAAUUUAAAAUUUAAGAGAAAGGCUAAUUUAAAAUAUAGAUGGAGUAAAAUUUAUUUUUUGUUUUGUUUUUCUAAGGAAGUGACAUAAGUAGAUGUGUCUAAUAAACAACAGUGAUGAGACCCAUGGAAUUACAUUUCCCCAUGGUUAGCCCAGUACAGAAACCUGAAGUUCACAGUUCUGGUUUUUCUGUAGGAUAAUUCAAAUAUCUAAUUAGUGAAGUCUCUCAUACCCUCUUUUCUCCAUGUGAUAAUUUCUUCUUACACUAUUAACAUUAGGUCAUCUGAAAAGGAAAUAUGGGCUAUGUAAUCAACUCAAGAAGAAGCACUGAAAGGAAUAUUUUGAAAGAAGAUCAUAACUGCUGUUUCUGUUCUGUAGCUUUGCAAUGUAUCUGUAAGAGACAAACACUGUAUUUAUGAAUAGUGAAUGUUAACCUGGAUUUACUGUGCCUUGUGUGCAAAAGCUAAUACAGUCUGUGCCGAUGAAUACUGUUUGAUAUUAAAAAUAAUUACAAAAUCCCAGAACUGUAAUUUAGUAGAAUAUCCACAUCUCAAGGAAGACUGCAGCUAUUAAAGAAGGAGGGAAAAAACCUUUUACUUUCAGGAACCUCAAUUUAUUUUUUUUUUUCAACUAGCAGAGUAUUUACAUUCUUAAUGACAGAUUAUAAAUAUAUUUUAUUAGUGAUGGCAAAAUAAUGAAAAUAUAUGUAUUUAUGGAAGUAUUGGUAAUAUAUUAUACUUUGAACUGCAUUAUAAUUAUUAAAUUUUUAAUUUUUUAUUGCAUUUACAUACAAGAUUCUGCUCAUGUCUGUUUUGUUGUUGUUGAAGGUUACUCACAUUGAAGUUGCCUUAUAACAGCAGUCUAAACCUUGAGAUGUAUAAACCUGAAUUGCUCAAAGACAGAAGCAAACAGAUAAAACUGAGAAUCCUGAAGACCAGGGUUGUUGGUGGGGGCAGGUUAAAUAACCAUCAAUGGAUAAUUUCUAUAUAGCAUAUGUAGAGUUUGUAUGUUCUAAAUGGAAAAAUAAUCAGAAGUCUAAUGCUCUUAUUGUAAUUUGUGAGCUGUUGACUCCCUUUAAAAUCUGUAUCCAAAACCUACUAGACAUAUAGAUUUUAAUUGGCAAUAUUAAUAAACAGAAACAAAACUGAA
Oenanthe melanoleuca is the source of this 5752-nucleotide messenger RNA. RefSeq names its product dopa decarboxylase (gene DDC). The record is from RefSeq and is a predicted model, not a curated record. Bases 642 to 2099 code for a protein of 485 amino acids. Gene Ontology annotation, molecular function: aromatic-L-amino-acid decarboxylase activity; pyridoxal phosphate binding. The transcript has 15 exons. Gene Ontology annotation, biological process: catecholamine metabolic process; amino acid metabolic process; serotonin biosynthetic process. NCBI's taxonomy places the organism in Eukaryota, Metazoa, Chordata, Aves, Passeriformes, Muscicapidae.